AUGUUUGAUAAGCAGACCAAAAGCACUUCAAACUAUGAAUUAACGUAUAAAGAGUUAAGAUCGUUGAUAUUAGCUACAUUAAAAUUGAAAGCAUGAGAAAAUAUUACCAAGCCGCACUUGCUGUGACUGCUAUAGUGAUUGAUGUCAAAAGUGAGUAGAAAUUCAACAUGGAAUAGUUUUGUUAAUAAAUAAUUUCUCGAUAUAAUUCAUAAACAUCUGCAAAGAUGAGUAAUAUUUACAUACAAGAGCCACCCACCACGGGUAAAGUGGUAAUGAAAACGUCAGUAGGUGAUAUUGACUUGGAAUUAUGGACAAAGGAGGCUCCUAAAGCAUGUAGAAAUUUCAUACAAUUAUGUAUGGAUGGAUAUUAUGACGAUACUAUAUUUCACAGAAUUGUUAAAGGUUUCAUAGCACAAGGUGGAGAUCCAACUGGGACAGGUGAAGGUGGUGAAAGUAUAUAUGGACAACCAUUUAAAGAUGAAUUCCAUACAAGAUUACGUUUCUGUAGAAGAGGUUUACUUGCCAUGGCCAAUGCUGGAAAAGAUGACAAUGGCUCUCAGUUUUUCUUCACUCUUGCAGCUACACCAGAAUUGCAGAAUAAACAUACCAUCUUUGGCAAAGUUACCGGAGAAACUAUAUAUAAUAUGCUUAAACUUGAAGAAGCACUUGUAGACGAAAAUGAUAAACCUCUUUAUCCUCCAAAAGUUAUAAAGACAGAAAUAUUGAAUAAUCCUUUUUCUGAUAUUGUAACCAGGGUAAUAACAAAGAAAAGUGAAGAAAUAAAAGAUAGUACAAAAAGAAAAAAAACUGGAGUAAAAAAUUUUCAACUUUUAUCUUUUGGGGAAGAAGCAGAGGGAGAUGAGGAAGAAUCUGUGAUAUUAAAUAAACAAUUCACCGGUAAAGGUAAAUCGGCACACGAUCAUUUAACCGAUGAUCCAAAGCUAAGUGCUCAACCAGCUAUUGAACCAGCUGGACCUCCAAGUAAGAAAAAAAAAGAAGAUCGUAGCAGCGAUUGGGAAAGUGACGACGAAGUUGAAAAUCCAGAAGAAUUGGAAGCUAUGAAAAUAGAAAAAGAAGAAAUGAAAGAAAGAAUCAAAACUAAAUUAAGGGAUACAAAAAAAGGACCUAAAAAGGUAGAAAAUUAUAAGGUGGACGACGUUGAUGAUGAUAACGAUGAGAAGGAAGACGAGUAUUAUCUAGGAAAAGAUAGAGACGAUGAACGUAGAAAAAAAGCGGAAGAAAUUAGGAAAGAAAUUCGGGACUUGAAACGCGAUGUUAGGAACGAGAAAAAAGCAAAGGAGGAAGAGAAGAAAUUAAUCGAGGGACAAGAAGCGAAGAAAGAACAGAAAACAGAAAUUAUGAAACAAUACAUAGAAACUCAGGAAAAAUACAAAGAAGCAAAGUCAAAGAUCCCUAAAAAGGGUAAGAGUCGCGAAGAUUUUACAAUGGAUUUAUUAAAAAAAUUCAAGUCCAAGCUUCGAAACGCUAAAGAGACUAGAACGGAAAGAUCGCCAUCUCCGCCGAAAAAAGGAAUGGACAAAGAAGAGGAUUUUGACCCGAGCGACGAAUCUUGGAUGGUACACGAAUUACAUUGCGAAGAAAAAGCACCCGUCCUUGCCAAAGAUGCAAGCACGAAAGACGACGAUUGGUUCGAGAUUUACGAUCCCAGAAAUCCACUCAAUAAACGACGAAGAGGAGAAAAGCUACACAAACCGAGGGACGAUAAAAGUAGGCAGAGCGACCACCGUCGUAAAUAAUGUGUAUUAUUGAUAAUAUUGGUGUAAUAUUCAAGUAAGGCUUUCUUACAUCAUUUAAUGUAUUGUAAAAAACUAUAUGUAUAUAGGGUGUGUACUGUAUGAAAUACAUUUUAUUUCUUUGUCUAAAGAAAAA
Molecule: messenger RNA, 1890 nt
Organism: Hylaeus volcanicus
Lineage: Eukaryota; Metazoa; Arthropoda; Insecta; Hymenoptera; Colletidae
Product: spliceosome-associated protein CWC27 homolog
Exons: 8
Coding region: 225-1757 (510 amino acids)
Biological process (GO): protein folding; protein peptidyl-prolyl isomerization
Cellular component (GO): catalytic step 2 spliceosome
Molecular function (GO): peptidyl-prolyl cis-trans isomerase activity
Source: RefSeq, a predicted model, not a curated record